Molecule: messenger RNA, 2408 nt
Organism: Exaiptasia diaphana
Lineage: Eukaryota; Metazoa; Cnidaria; Anthozoa; Actiniaria; Aiptasiidae
Exons: 7
Coding region: 268-1926 (552 amino acids)
Source: RefSeq, a predicted model, not a curated record
ACAGAAAGGGAAGUCCUAUCAAAUAUUGAAUCCAUAUUGGCUCCAUCUCUUCCUACAAGCAGCGUAACAAAGUACUAUAAUCAGUUUGACCAUAGUGCAGAAGAUACCAUCCUGUCCUUCAUAAAAUUUUAUGAGAGCCAAAAGUUGUUUCUUGAUGGUAUUCUCAGAAGCAAACAUUACUUAAGAGAGUUUGGCACAAGAUCUGAAAAAGUGAAACUUUCUAAAACUAGCUUCCUUAAAACCUUCAUAGAGAAGAAAUUGGAAGAAAUGACAUCAACACAGAAGGAGAUUGAAAAGAAUUAUCUGCAGCAAUGUGAUCAAUCAUCAGAACCUUCAAAAGCCACAAAAAGAGCAAAAAAAGGCAAAGAGAAGAAAACCCCUGCAGAGAAUCCUAGAAAGUUAUCAAUGGCUAUUAUGGCAGCUAAUCUGCAAAUUCAACAUUUCAUGAAAGUCUUUACAGAGUGGAGAGCAAUUUCCCUGGUAAUUAGGUCCAAAGUGUUUGGAAAUGGUGAAAAAGAAAGUAUUGAUGUGCAUGAAGUAAAGUGUCAACUCUGGGGACGCCUUCUUCGUCAAAUGUUUGGAUUGACAUUAGGCAGCGGAGAUUAUGGGCACCUGACUGUAGAUCACAGUGGUAUGCUAUUUCGUAUGCACAGGUCUUUUCGGUUGUUCUCCAACCAAGGUUUUGAAGCCUCGCAUAAAUUACAUCGAAUGUUGUAUUCCCGAGCAACAAAUCAUGACAUGAAAGAAAAGGGACAAUCACUUCAGCAAAUCCUGACUCACUGGUUUUCUGAUAAACUUCUGGACCUCCGGUAUCGGUUUUGCCAGGCUAAAGAAUGCAUUGAAAGUGGUAGUUCACAUUUCAAAUAUAGAGGCUGUGGAUGGGGAUCCAAAAUGUAUCCAAUAGCAAACUGGACCAUUGAAGAUAAGGUACUGAUCUAUGUCCUCAAUGAGCUAUUUACUGAUGUGUUUGGAAAUGAUASUCUGGAAUACAUCUAUGAUAAGUCUAAGGGAACUCAGAUCUCCCAAGACUCAGAGCCAGCAUGUAAAGUCUAUAACCACGAUGAAUGGGAAGAAAAUUAUGAGAGAAAGAAGAGCACUGUACAGAUCCCCUUAUCACCCGUUGUCAAACUACUUAACCUUCUCCCAGGUUCUGAGCAACUGGUAGCUGCUGACUCUGACAACGGUAAUAACAGAGAUGACUCUGAUACCGAUAGUGACAGUGACAGCAUUGACAGCAACUUGUUAAACAACAACUCGGAUGAUUUAGAUGGCAUCACUAUUUUGGAUAGUGAUAGUGAAGACAGCAUCCUAGAUCAAGUGGACAUUUUGGAUGUUCYUAAUUGCACUCAACUCAUAAGUGAUAAGGAUGAUUAUGAUGAAGAUGAUAAUGAUAACAGUGAGGAUGAUUAUGAUGAGGAUGAUGAGAAUGAUAAUGAGAGUAUGGUUGCACUAGAAGAUUCUCCUGUUUCUAUGGUCAGUACACAGUUCAACUACCUAAAAAUAAGGCCAAGUCUCCCUCUUCAGUCCAGUGUGGCAUUUCAGAACCCAAUCUAUAGAUUAUCAAGACUGGAACAAGCAUCAACAUCAAUACCAGCCAUUGCCACAAAUGUCAAAUAUGCAGAUGUUAAGCUGGUAUACCAGAACAUUGUCCCUGCAGAUCCAACACUUAUUGAUAAGAGACCAUGCUCAAGCCUACUAUCCAAGGCAGAAAGCUGUUUAACCAAGUCAAAAAAGAAGACAUCACAAACAGUAAUUGGAGUUCAAAUAGGGUCAAUUGGCUGCUUUGACGAUAGUGGAUUGUCAGUGUUGAGGAAUUUCUGUACUCUGGCAAGAAUGAGGGCUGAUGUCAUUGCAGAAGUGCAGUGGCUAGAUCGAAUUGUUAACAUCGAAUUGUGUGGAUUGUUUUCAGCGCUUUGGUAUGCCUAGUCAAACUACACAGAUGACUGCAAGAACUGGUCAUGGCGCUGGCAGUUGUGGAAUAGGUGUCAUAAAAUCUGCACAAGAUUUYAUUGCCAUUGGGCCUUCAGCCAAUCACCAAUUUACGUGGGCAUAUCAUGAAAUGCAACAACACAGAGUACAAUUGAUGAUAAAAAUUCUUGAUUUGAAAGAGUCCGGCCACUGACAUUUAUGCUAGUUCUAUUUCUUCUUCCUUGGGUAGUCGAUUCUAUUAGAAUUGUUGUUAUCUGGAAGUCACAUUCCUUGGGUAGUCAAUUCUAUUAGAAUUGUUGUUAUCUGGAAGUCGCAUUCCUUGGGUAGUCGAUUCUAUUAGGCUCGUUGUUAUCUGGAAGUCACAUUCCUUGGGUAGUCGAUUCUAUUAGAAUUGUUGUUAUCUGGAAGUCGCAUUCCUUGGGUAGUCGAUUCUAUUAGGCUCGUUGUUAUCUGGAAGUCACAUUCCUUGGGUAGUCGAU